AUGGAGACAGCCCUUUCCACCCCUAAUAAUAUCCAGAUAUGUGAGGUGACCUGCGAUUCCUUCCGCAUCGCCUGGGACAUGACCCCUGAGGAUACUGCCAGGGCCACACACUUCUUCAUAGACCUGAGCCGCAAAGAGGGCGGGGAUCCCAACCGCUUCAAACACAGGGAUGUGCCCACCAAACUGGUGGCCAAGGCAGUGCCUUUACCCAUGGCAGUGAGAGGUCAUUGGUUCCUGAGCCCACGGACAGAGUACUGUGUUGCUGUGCAGACUGCAGUGAGACAGGCAGACGGAGAGUACCUGGUGUCUGACUGGAGCCAGGUGGUCGAGUUCUGCACAGGGGAUUAUGCCAUGGACCACCUCAAACAGCUCCUUGGUAAAGCACAGGGUUCUGCUGGAAGAUUGCUGCGGUUCUCUGUGUUCUAUCGCAACCAGCACCCUGACUACUUCCACUAUGUCAGAACUGAGUGUGGGGGGCUGAUACGCCCAGCUCUGAAAGACAAUAGUGGAAGUCACGGCUCCCCUAUCAACAGCAAACUGCAGGGAGUCUUCCUCAGUUGCAACACUGAGUUUGACACAGGUCUUCCUCCAAACGACUCCCCCUACGGCCCCCUGCGUUUCCAGAUCCCGGCCGGGAACCUGCUGAAUCCCAACACCAAUCUUUACUUUGCUGACUUCUACUGUAUGUACACAGCCUAUCACUACGUGGUGUUGGUACUGGCCCCUUCUGGCUCAGAGGGGGAUAACUUCUGCCGUAGUAGUCUCCCCCUGCUGGACCUGACUGCCAACCCCUUCCUGACAUACAUCCCCCCCCAGAGGCAGGGUGAAGACCCCCUGUUCUGCCACGCCAGUGAUGUCAUCCUGGAAGUGCUCUACACAGAGCCGCUGUAUCUGGAGCAGGGCAGUGUGCUGGAGAUCAGUGGCCACCACCAGAUGAGCCAGACCACGGCCAACGCCAAGAAGGACCCCAGCUGCAAGGUGUGCAACAUCAGUGUGGGCCGCUGA
Salvelinus namaycush (lake trout) is the source of this 1005-nucleotide messenger RNA. It is a transcript of the gene phyhip, whose product is annotated as phytanoyl-CoA hydroxylase-interacting protein. The record is from RefSeq and is a predicted model, not a curated record. Gene Ontology annotation, cellular component: cytoplasm. NCBI's taxonomy places the organism in Eukaryota, Metazoa, Chordata, Actinopteri, Salmoniformes, Salmonidae. The transcript is spliced from 4 exons. Gene Ontology annotation, molecular function: protein binding. The coding region runs from base 1 to 1005 and encodes 334 amino acids.